GGUUGGCCGAGUGUGCUCUUUAUCCACAACACUUAUCUGCUGCUCCUAGUUAAAUGCAAGUGACGUUAGCUUUUGUGGCUACUAGUGUCUUGCUGCGAACUCAUUCACUUCGUACGCAUACUAGCUGAAUGGUUGAACCGGAUACGGCAGAUAUUUUAGUGUAACGUUGGUAGCUAUCCGUUAACUUUCCAUUCGCUGUAGCUUGUUUUGCAGAUUAGCACAAAGCUGGCUAGCUGUGCGGCUAAUGUUAGUUUUUAGCAUCGCGUCGCGGAUAGCUAGCUAGCUAACUGUUGUUAGCCAUCUGACGUAAAUAACGCGGACUUUAGUUGUAUCUUACUUAAAGCCAAGGUAAUACUAGUGCACAGCUGAAUUACAAAACACAUUAGCUGUCACACUGGAUGACUAACUUUUAACGAUGGCGUUAACUGUGGAAGUCCCUGCUGAUGAGUGGCCCUGAGAAGUGAUUCCGCUGGAUGAGUUAGCAACAAUGUCCUGUAAAUCAACCAAAGUGGCCCCGAGUGUUGAUUUCGACCACAGUUGCUCCGACAGCGUGGAAUAUUUGACGCUCAAUUUUGGCCCAUUUGAGACUGUUCAUCGCUGGAGAAGACUCCCUCCGUGUGAUGAGUUUGUUGGUGCAAGGCGCAGUAAGCACACUGUUGUGGCAUACAGGGAUGCCAUUUACGUGUUUGGGGGAGACAAUGGAAAGAACAUGCUGAACGACUUGCUCCGUUUUGAUGUGAAGGACUGCUCAUGGUGUCGAGCCUUCACCACUGGAACUCCACCUGCUCCCAGAUAUCACCAUUCAGCUGUUGUCUAUGGCAGCAGCAUGUUUGUUUUUGGGGGCUACACCGGAGACAUCUACUCAAACUCGAACCUGAAAAACAAAAACGACCUUUUUGAGUACAAAUUUGCAACAGGGCAGUGGACUGAAUGGAAAGUGGAGGGGAGCUUGCCAGUAGCUAGGUCUGCACAUGGGGCCACGGUCUAUAGUGAUAAACUGUGGAUAUUUGCUGGCUAUGAUGGGAAUGCCAGGCUGAAUGAUAUGUGGACCAUCAAUCUGCAAGAUCGAGAACAUGCGUGUUGGGAAGAGAUCGAGCAGAGUGGUGAGAUUCCUCCAUCUUGCUGCAACUUCCCUGUAGCUGUUUGCAGGGACAAGAUGUUUGUGUUUUCUGGUCAGAGUGGAGCCAAGAUCACCAACAACCUCUUCCAGUUUGAGUUCAAGGGCCACAUGUGGACACGCAUCCCGACUGAACACUUACUGCGGGGCUCCCCUCCACCUCCCCAGAGACGUUAUGGCCACACUAUGGUUGCCUUUGACCGCCAACUGUAUGUAUUUGGAGGUGCGGCCGACAACACUCUGCCCAAUGAACUGCACUGCUACGAUGUGGACUCUCAGAGCUGGGAGGUGAUCCAUCCCAGCAUGGACAGUGAGAUGCCCAGUGGGAGACUGUUCCAUGCUGCUGCUGUGAUUCAAGAUGCCAUGUACAUCUUUGGAGGAACUGUGGACAACAAUGUGCGCAGUGGGGAGAUGUACCGAUUCCAGUUUUCCUGCUACCCAAAGUGUACACUCCAUGAGGACUAUGGCAAACUGUGGGAGAAUCGUCAGUUCUGUGAUGUGGAGUUUAUUCUGGGCGAGAGGGAGGAGAGAGUCUUGGGGCAUAUUGCCAUAGUGACUGCAAGAUGUCAGUGGCUGCGGAAGAAAAUCCUGCAGGCUUGGGAUAGGCAGCGACAGAAGACUAAACAAGACAGUUGCGAGGAAAGUGACGAAGGGGCAGCUGGAGGCCCGAGGGAUAUCCCAGCAAGCAACAGGCCGAUGCUAGAGGUAUCCAUCAGGGAAGCGGAGGCCCAGCCUUUUGAAGUCUUAAUGCAGUUCCUCUACACGGACAAGAUCCAGUACCCACGCAGAGGCCAUGUCCAGGAUGUUCUUCUAAUUAUGGAUGUAUACAAACUGGCCCUUAGUUUUCAGCUUUCCCGCCUCGAGCAGCUGUGUGUGCAGUACAUUGAGGCUUCUGUCGACCUGCAGAAUGUUCUCAGUGUUUGUGAAAAUGCCAAUAAGCUGCAACUGGACCAGCUCAAGGAACAUUGCCUUAAUUUUGUGGUGAAGGAGUCACACUUUAACCAGGUGAUCAUGACGAAGGAGUUUGAACGUCUGUCCACCCCACUGAUUGUGGAGAUUGUGCGACGAAAGCAGCAACCUCCUCUCCGGUUGUACUCAGACCAGCCUGUGGACAUCGGGACCUCCCUGGUCCAGGACAUGAAGGCGUACCUGGAGGGAGGCGGCUUGGAGUUCUGCGACAUUGUCCUGCUGUUAGACGGACAACCACGGCCAGCUCAUAAAGCCAUACUGGCAGCCCGAUCCAGUUACUUUGAGGCGAUGUUCCGCUCCUUCAUGCCCGUGGAUGGUCAGGUUAAUAUCUCCAUCGGUGAGAUGGUUCCAAGUAAGCAGGCCUUUGAGUCGAUGCUGCGUUAUAUCUACUAUGGCGACGUUAACAUGCCUCCAGAGGAUUCCCUCUAUCUGUUUGCUGCACCAUAUUACUACGGGUUUUCAAACAACAGACUGCAGGCUUACUGCAAGCAGAAUCUGGAGAUGAAUGUCACUGUGGAAAAUGUCUUGCAGAUUCUGGAGGCAGCUGAUAAGACCCAGGCUCUGGACAUGAAGAAGCACUGCCUGCACAUUAUUGUCCACCAGUUCAUUAAGGUAUCCAAGCUCCCCAACCUGCGGUCUCUCAGCCAGCUGCUGCUGUUGGACAUCAUUGAGUCUCUAGCUACACACAUAUCAGACAAACAGUGUGCUGAGAUGGGCUCCGACAUUUAAGAGGACGCCAAGAGCCGGGCUCUUUUCUCUCACAGAAGCCAUACAUCUCUGCUCCGCCUACUUCUAGUCAUUCCCUCGUCGCUAACGUGCAGUUCUUUUCUUUAUGUUGGCCCUCGCAUGUCUUGACCCACAAACAGUAGAAGGCUUUCACACAGUAUCAAAUUGUUCUCACUCUGUAUCUCAAUGAGGAGUGAAAUCAUGGAAGAAACCGGAUUCUAGCUCGGUUACAAUUUGUUAAAUGGUCUAAAAUUCCCUUUUAUGUUAAGUUUGUGAUUUAUUUAUUUUGAUUACAGAAUUAAAACUUUUGCGAGGUUUUAUUCUGCUCAGUAUUGCUGCUGCAUUUUUUUAAUACAUGUAGAUAUGCAGUGGACUGUAAUAACUCAUACUUGUGACACUAUAGAACGUUUCAAGUGUGGCGAUCAGCUGUUAUCUGCUCAGAUACAUUCUAAGUCAUCUAAAUGCAACUUGAAUGAAGUAUACUAUUACAUGGAUUAUUUAUCUAUAAAACUGUAUUCAUCACUUGCAGUAUUCUCAGCUCUUACUCAGUUAACAAGCCUGGAUUAAAUGUAAGGAAUCGAAAUCAUAUGAAAAUAAUUAGAAUGUAUGUCCGUCUUAAAGCUCUUUGUUUUUGUUUAAUGUUAUUGUCACUGGUACACAUCUUUGUAACACGUAUCAUCUCUUACCAUUACUAACAGACUAUCCAUACAAUAGCAAUGUGUAUUUAGUGACAUCAGUAUGCUGUUAUUGAAUAUUUCCCCAUACGGGUUUCAUGUAUUUAAAGCCUUAAUAAAUCUUAUACAAAAUGA
Molecule: messenger RNA, 3621 nt
Organism: Sander lucioperca (pikeperch)
Lineage: Eukaryota; Metazoa; Chordata; Actinopteri; Perciformes; Percidae
Gene: lztr1
Product: leucine-zipper-like transcription regulator 1
Exons: 20
Coding region: 488-2815 (775 amino acids)
Cellular component (GO): Golgi apparatus
Molecular function (GO): protein binding
Source: RefSeq, a predicted model, not a curated record